AUGGCAGUGGCAUCGGCGGCCGAGCUGCUGCUGGAAGCUGGACCUGAUCUUGAGGCCGGCGUGACCCCACAGGGAAGCGAAGGCGAAACAGUUCCGGAGGAACAGCCGCAGCGCAUGCCAGUCUACCGCGACAUCGUCUGCUGUCUCCCCAGAUCGAAGAUGUACCACUGGUGGCAACAACACAACCUGCCCUCCACCCCGGGUUACGCUUGGAGCAUGCUGAGCCGCCGACGCCUGCGUGCUUUGACGACCUUGGCCAUCUUCGUCGCAUCACUGCUGGCCGAGGGGAUGUCGCAGGGCUUUGAUGAGAAGCUGGCAUUCAACAACGUAAUCUUCGGCUUGCUGUUGUGUUUCGCUGGCUGCGCCCCUGGGUUUAUGGAGUCUUCGAACCUCCCUAACGUCGCUCUGGGCGUUGCCGCGUCCGAGCACACCUGGCGAGCCGCUUGGCGCGUAAUCGGGACCGCGGACGAGGGCACGUCCGCUUGGGAGCGCCGUGAUGCUUUGUGCUCGGAGCACUUGGCGAUGUUCUGGGUCAUCGUCCUCGUGACCUUGUGCAGCGGGGACGUGUAUGCUCUGGGUGCCUAUGGCUCAGCUCUGGUCGUCCUACAGCAGACGACUGGUGUGCCAGGUGUCCCGUGCUUCCUGGUCGCCGCCUGCAUGUUGGUUCCGGUCUACCUGGCGGAGCGCGUCUGGUGCUCGGCGUACGCAGAGGUUUUUCGCAAUCAAGUGGCGAUUAGGAAGCUGCUGAACAGCACUGGAGGUGCCUGGCUCACUGUUGAUAUCGAAGCGGGGCACAUUCUCGAAAUGUCGCCUGCCUUGACAGCGUUUGUGGGUCCCAGCCAGAAGAAUUGCGGCAUCGCCGACCUGGUCCGUCUUCACAAAGACAAGGAGACCCUGGACCACCUCGUACUGGGCUGCUCCAUUGCAGCUUCUGCCGAAACCGCAGCACGCCGCAAGGGCGUCCGCUGGGCCGAGUACACCACGCUGCUGGAGGAGAAUGUCGAGGCGGCCUUGGCUCCACGCACUGUCGAUUCCCUCCGCUGCGCCCGGUGCCCCAAGGGUGUCAGAGCCCGACUUGUCCCUUACAACCUCUCUGCGAAAGAUCGCCGCCUCUGCAUCUGGGUCGAGACCGACAGCCCGGAGCCCACCGAUCCGCGAGUGGAGCUCGCUAUGCGGGAACAAGCUGUUGCUGAGACUGAGAGCAGCAGCAGCCUGAAGCUGCAAUCGGUGGAGACGCGAGAGAGGCGCGUGGAGGAUCUGGAGAGGGCUUUGGAGCAGAUGCACCAGCUCUACUUGAAGGCCCUGGCAGAGCAGGAGCACUUUGAGAAGGCGCUCGAGCGGCAACAAGCGUUGAAAGACGAAGAGAAGAUGACGGCAGAGGUGUGA
Messenger RNA from Symbiodinium natans, 1386 nucleotides. The record is from the annotation of a GenBank genome assembly. NCBI's taxonomy places the organism in Eukaryota, Dinophyceae, Suessiales, Symbiodiniaceae.